This is a messenger RNA of Melampsora larici-populina 98AG31, 1725 nucleotides long. RefSeq lists its product as uncharacterized. The coding region runs from base 1 to 1725 and encodes 574 amino acids. Gene Ontology annotation, cellular component: cytosol. The transcript has 9 exons. Gene Ontology annotation, molecular function: A2-type glycerophospholipase activity. The record is from RefSeq and is a predicted model, not a curated record. Gene Ontology annotation, biological process: glycerophospholipid catabolic process. Lineage: Eukaryota; Fungi; Basidiomycota; Pucciniomycetes; Pucciniales; Melampsoraceae.
AUGCUCUCAUAUUUUUACAUAACUCUUUUGAUCUUAUUUUCUUCUACGCUCAUUUGCCAUACUCAAACCCCAGCACAUUCUUAUGCUCCGAUACGUACCAAAUGUCCUUCAGGGUCGUUCAUGAGAUACGCGGGAACAGUGGAAAGAAGGAACCAAAGACUUGGGGAUAAAGAAGCCUAUUACAUGGAACAAAGGAGACAGAAAGUUAUACCUGGAGCCUAUCGUGCCUACCUAUCAAAUGUUGAAAACUCCCUACGAAGCCGAUCCCGUCGACUACCACGAUAUGUGAGCAAGAUCCUACGCGGAGACAACAUCGAUAGACCACACGUGUCAGUUGCAGUCUCCGGAGGUGGACUUCGGGCUAGCUACUUUGGCGCUGGUGUUCUGAAUGCACUUGAUGGUCGUAACAGUACUUCUGUAAAAGUUGGAACAGGUGGAUUGCUCCAGGCAUUCGACUAUAUUACGGGACUUAGUGGGGCAGCUUGUCUGGUCAUGUCUCUAGCACAAGCCAAUUUCCCCGAUAUGUAUGAGUUGUCACUGGGACCUCGAGACCCACGAGUCGUUCCUGAAGAGUCAGACGCUUUCAUCGGCAGCACCAGAGGCUGGUUAACUGAUAUUAGUUACAUAACUCCAGGGGCUCUUAACCUGGCACAGGAUGGUCUCUGGUGGGCAGAGAUUUCGGGGGAUGUUGAAGAGAAAGCUGCUGCUGGGUUCAAAGUCAGUCUGGCCGAUAUGUACGCUAGGAUUCUCGCAUAUCACUAUGUAAACGGGACCAGCCACGAGAAUUAUUUCGAUCCUGGCGCGCCCCAUGGGCAAGCGGAAACGUUGAGCUCUCUAGCUCGAGCAGUCCCGACUCUUCGAAACUAUUCGCAACCUUUGGCACUGAUCACCUCAAUAGCGGAAUCACCUGGAGAGGGACGAGACAAUAUCCUACAGGGGGCUGCAGUACCAAUAACCAAUAACCAAUACGAGUUCAGCAUGUUCGAAGUGGGUUCGUGGGAUUCCAACCUAGCCACAUUUAUUGACACAGCCUAUCUUGGGUCUCAACCAGGCCGCAAAGACUGUGUGAAGAAUUAUGACAACUUGGGUUUCAUGGUGGCCGCUUCUGCCAAUGUCUUGAAAAAAGCUGAUAAUUUACUCGGUGCACUCUCAACUAAGGGAUACUUCCCCAUUUUACCGCGUAUUGAAGGUUUUCUAUCGCUCGUUCCUAAUCCCUUCAAAGAGAAUCUGCCAUUUGCGCCGUUGUUGGUACCUGCUCGAAAGGUCGAUGUCAUUUUAGCACUUGAUGCGAGCGAUGACCUCGAUAUGGGCUACCCCACUGGAGACGCCCUGUUGGCUACUGCACAGCGCUCCCGGAUAUUUCCGAACAAGGCCUACCCAUUUCCAGAUGUGAAGAACGUCUCCAGAUUGCAUCGCACCCGACCAAGUUUCGUAGGCUGCACAGAUCUUCCUGGAACUCCAUUAAUCAUUUACAUCCCCAACGCACCACCAGUUCCCAAGGUCCAAACUGCAGCACUCGAGCUCUCGCGUGCUACCAGUUUGGCUGUUCUGGACUCAUCUACACAGCUCGCCUUCACCAAAGAUCCUCUUUGGAGUGGUUGCUUGGCUUGCGCGGUGGUCGAUCGAGCUCGGGCUCGCGCUAAAAAAAGACGGGUUGGACUAUGUGCCGAUUGCUUUUCUCGCUAUUGUUAUGAUGGUCAGGCGGGAAAAUAUACCGAUGUUUGA